Hemiscyllium ocellatum (epaulette shark) is the source of this 3258-nucleotide messenger RNA. RefSeq names its product macoilin-like. Gene Ontology annotation, biological process: neuronal signal transduction. Lineage: Eukaryota; Metazoa; Chordata; Chondrichthyes; Orectolobiformes; Hemiscylliidae. The record is from RefSeq and is a predicted model, not a curated record. The transcript is spliced from 11 exons. Gene Ontology annotation, cellular component: rough endoplasmic reticulum membrane. Bases 4 to 2007 code for a protein of 667 amino acids.
GUUAUGUUUUCAUUCUUCGUGGCGCGAUAUUUCUUUCGAAACGUAGCCAGCGCACUGGGCGAUUUGAGUGGGCGACUGACGAAGAUGAUGCGACCUUUAAAAGGCAGCAGGAUUGCGGAAGGAGUUUCGGAAAGUGUGUUCACGUUUCUGAAGUUCCUCAUUGUCUGGAUACUGGUACUUCUGGCAGAUUUCAUCCUUGAGCUCCGAUUUGAAUAUUUAUGGCCAGGUUGGCUAUUUAUCAAGAGGGUUUAUAAUUCUUCACGAUAUCAGGGCCUUGCUUUUUCCAUACUUUUUGUAUGUGCAGCAUUUACCUCAGAUGUAUUUUGUUUUAUCUUCAUACCAUUGCACUGGCUUUUCUUUGCAGCCAGUACAUAUGUAUGGAUACAGUACCUCUGGAACUCAGAUAGAGGUGGUUGCUUAUCUACUUUGUCUCUUUGGAUACUAUUUAUUUAUAUAGAAGCAACAAUCAGAUUUAAGGAUUUAAGAAAUUUCAAUGUAGAUCUUUGUCGCCCAUUUGCAGCACACUGCAUAGGGUAUCCAGUGGUGUCUUUCGGUUUUGAAUUUAAAAGUUACAUUUGCUACAAAAUUAAACUAAGGAAACAAAAAGAAGUUAAAAAACAGAAUGAAUUCUUCAUGCAAAUUCUACGGCAGGCCUUACCUUUAGAACCACAACUGCAAACAAGACUGGACCAGAGUUUGGAAGAAGCAUUUAAAGCACUUCCACUAUCCUCUCAAUACCAGCAUCCAACGAAAGCCAUUACAAUAGGGAAGAAAUACACUUUAGCCUUACCAGAACUGGAAUUUAAAGAUAAAGGCAAAGAGAAAGAGAAGGAAGUCACAAAACAAGCUGUCACAGCCAGUCACUGUUUACAAGCAACUGAUUCUAGAAUGACUGAUACAGAGUGUACAGAAAAUCACUUCAACAAGAAUUCAGAGUAUGAAUCAUCUGGUAGCACAGAAAAUCUACCCCAUGAUGAUUUAUGUGCUGAAUCUUCAAAAAUUUGCAAACACUUAUCACCAAAGGCACAUGGUGCGUCUAAUGGCAAUGUGAUCUUUGCUAAAAAUGAGAAGAAGCAAAAGUGUUCAAGCAAAAACACAAGCAUGCGGAAAGGGAUAUUUGAAAAUGGCUCUUUAAAUAAUCAGAACAGCAAACCAGAGACUGUACUACGAUUGGAACAUGAUAUAAAAAAGCUAAAGACAGACCUACAAACCUCUAGGCAAUCUGAACAGGAGCUCCGAAGUCAGAUUAAUCUACUGACCAACAGCAAACAAAAAAUACGAUCUGAACUUGUUCAGCUUCGACAAGAAAAUGAACUUUUGCAGACCAGAAUGCAUUGUGCUUUGCAAGCAAAACAGAAAGACAAACAGAAUAUCAUCUACUUAGAGAAAAAACUUAGAACAGAACUGGAUGGUCGAGCUCUGCUGGAGAAGCAGCUGAUGGACACAAAGAAGAGGAAAACAGAUGAUCCUACAGUUAUUGCACGGGCAGUCUCAUUCAAUGCAUCCAUGAGAGGAGAUUGCACAGAGUCUCUGAAGAACAGAAUAAAAGAAUUGGAUGCAGAAUAUAAACAGCUGCAAACAGAGCUCAAAAUGAAAGAUGAACACCUAAGAAAAGUAGAGCAGGAGGUGCAGGAGCUUUGUAAAUAUAAGGAAAAUGAGCAGGACACUGAAAUGUUGAUGGCAGCACUUUCAGCCAUGCAAGAUAAGACACAACACUUAGAAAUCAAUCUUAGUGCAGAGACAAGAAUUAAACUGGACCUUUUCUCUGCUCUUGGGGAUGCCAGGCGACAGCUAGAGAUUGCACAAGGGCACAUAAUCCAACAAGACCAGGAAAUUGAAGAACUCAAACAGAAGGUUGCUGAAGUUAUGGCAGUUAUGCCUGGGAUUAAUUACAGUGUUACACAUACACUUAGUCCUGCAACCUCACAUUAUUCCUCUAAAUUUGUGGAGACUGGAAAUUCUGUUCUUGAUCCUAAUACUUUAAUGUACCAGCCACUGAAGAAAUAAAUGCACUAUCCUCCUUAUCUACCCCUCAGUUACCACACAUUUCCUAAUUACCCAUGGUUAAUGCUGGUGGAGGUGAUGUUUUUGUAUUCAAAAAUAUGGAUUUUUACUUUUUAUAUACUAUUUUGGGUUUUCAGGUAUGAUCAAAUAGCAUUGGGGUGCUUUGAAAAUGAUUAGAUUAUUUAGAAUACCUACAUAAUUUGAAGCAUUUAGCCAUUAUUGCAUGCUUCAAUCUGCCCAACGCAUUACAACUUCAAUCCAGUGUCCUCAGUAACACACCUUACUGUUUAACUGUACCAUUAUAAAUGCAUGACUAAUUCCGGCAUGUUACGAAUUUCUUUUAGUGCUUGAAAUAAUGGUCAAAAUUAACACAGUUCGCAUCAACAAACAAUUCAUAGAAGGCACAGAGGUGGCAGUUUUACAAUAAUGAUGUGAGAAUGUUAAAACUAACUGUACUGAGAACACUGUUCUAACAGAGCAGGUCUAUUAUAUGCACUGUUGUAGAUCUUUCUCUAAGAUUUACCAAAAUCAUUGCCUUCCACCUUUGAACCACAAAUAAGACAAUAACGGGUAACACAUUCCUCUAAAGAAAUAUGGCUUGUAACUUGCAAGCAAAACCAUUUAGAUGUUUAUAACAGAUAUUGUCUAGGAGAAACAACUAGCUUGUUUAUCAUUCCAUCAUAUGAAUAUUUUAUCAUGUGCUAAAUAUUAUCAUCGUUAAGUAGUACACUGUCACCAAAGACCAUUUAACAUCUAUGUAAUUUUUAUUCAACAAAUGGUUACUCUACCCUAUUUCUUUUUUCCUUGAUUCAACGUUUUUGAGCAAUUGAUCCUUCAAAUAUUGUUCUCACCAGUUAUCAUUAGGACUGCAUUCUAUCGCUGCAUAGACAUACUUUGAUGUUCAACUUCUUUUAUACAACCAAUUAUACUUCUAACAUGAUCCAGUUGGCACUAGGCUCAUCCCAAAACCAUGCAUUUUAUAUCAUUUUUGUCAUAUAUAGCUUAUGUUUUAAUUUCAUUGUGGGGACUAAAGUCUGGUGCUAGUAAGUGAGCAAGAAACUAUGGUGAACAGUUAAAUGUGUUGAGUUAAUGAUACUACUUGAUGCAACAGUAUGAUGUCAGUUCCACAUUUUUAUUUGCAUCUGCCUGUGACCUGAACAAUUAAUUUUAUAAUUGUAAACAAAGUCAGAAAACUGCUGGAAAUCUGAAAUAAAAAGCAAAAAUGUCAAAAGCAUGUCAGAAAGCAUCUCUGGA